Mya arenaria is the source of this 2293-nucleotide messenger RNA. RefSeq lists its product as uncharacterized. Gene Ontology annotation, molecular function: zinc ion binding. NCBI's taxonomy places the organism in Eukaryota, Metazoa, Mollusca, Bivalvia, Myida, Myidae. The transcript has 2 exons. The coding region runs from base 442 to 900 and encodes 152 amino acids. The record is from RefSeq and is a predicted model, not a curated record.
CUUAAUGAACGAGAUAUAUAAAAAUGUUUUAAAUGAAUUGAAAGGGUUAUUAAGUGAGCUAAAUAAUUGAUUCAUAAAUGUAAAUGACAAUUCAUUGUAGUAAUUUAUGAGGUUAAACGCCUUAUUAAAUGAAUGCCUCCUAUUUUGAAUGUAUUUAUAGUGUUCAUUGACAGGGUUAAUUGGUGGCUUAAUGCUUUGGAGGUAACGAUCAAUAAACAUGAAUGGAUAAUGACUCAGGUUUUCAGUUCAGCUUUUGUAAGUUGGAACGUUUAACAUUUGAGAUUGUUAUUGAAUAUUUUAAAUAUUCGUGUCAUCGAUCUACUUGACAAAUAGGAUAUUAUUUAUAUAAUAUAUAUAUCUCUGGCUUUAAAGCUAUAAACAUACACUGAAUAGUAUCGAAUGCAAUGAAAUUAUUUAAACCGCGACUACAUAGACAUCACGAUGGAUAGUGAUAUGAUUUAUGAUUUCCCGUGUACAAAUUGCCAGGAAAAUGGCCUGAACUCGGAUUCAGUGAGCUACUGUGAACAAUGUGAAAAAUGUUUCUGUACCAUCUGUGUGAAAAUGCAUGACCGCAUCCUCAAACACCACACAAUUCUUGACAAGAGCGAACAACAUUUACGGCUAAAAGAAACGGAUAGUGUUUACGACACCAUCGAGCCUGAUCCGGAUGAUGGAACUGAGGACACCGUCCAAAAACUGGAUUGUGAUAUUCGAGAAUCUUCCAAAGCUGGGGACAUAGUCUGUGAAAUUCUCGAUAAUCCUUUAACAACAUUAUGCGGAAUAAUUGGGGAAGCUAGCUUGUACAUCGACGACAGAGGCAUCCGUAUAACACGUUCAGACCGAAAAGCAUUUGCCGAAACUCCACUACAUAUGAUAAGAAGUUACGGUCUAAAAAGAUAAUUUAUAUUUUUCUUCGAAGUUGGAGGCCGCUUCUCGUUCGAAGAGGGAUCCAUAUGUAUGAGGUGUAGUACACGUCAGGAAACGAAAAUGGCGAACUCAUAUAUGGACAUAGCUAGUGGAAAAAACAAAUUAGAGAUCGGCGGUGUACAAAUAUGUAUAAUAUAGUAGAUGCAUUCAUGUGUAUGUAUAAUUUUACAAGGUUGGUAGAAAAUAUAUGUGAAGGAAUGUAGUAAAAAGGCAAUGGCGUCAAUAAAAUGCAAUCAUUUACGAUGUUAGUUUACCGCGCGCUUCAGAAGACAUGUGUCAAGGUUUAAUGUUUUUUUCUACAUAUUUAAAAUCCGAGAUAUAAACACAGACUUAGAUAAAAGCAAAUAAUGUUUAGUUUUUCAGGAACCGCGUCAUUAUUUUUUAAACCCUAGAUUCACUUACAAUGUUCAUACAAAAGCUAAGAAUUAUACUACCAAUUGCUUGAAUUUUUUAGUUGUGUGUAACCGUAUCCAAUUCAAAUUUCGUUAGAUAAAAAUAAAUAAUAUUUGUUAUUUAGAAACGUAUUGUCUUUGCUUAAUUAAUUCUAGCAAAUUUAAGAAAUUAUAUCAAUGAUAUUUUAGAUAACUUCGAGCUUUAAAACACAUCAUUGUUGAAUCAAAUCAACUUUAAUUACACGCCUGACAAAACCGAGGUUCUAUUUCCAUAGCCAAACUAUACAUUAAGAAUGCUCAGGUGUUAACCUGCCGGUAGUUGUUCGAGAUGUUUGUAUUAAAUUAAAUGAAUAAGAUGUAUUUUCAAUGAGUUUUGCAUUUCAUGAAAACUUAAUGAUCGAUAACGUUAAACGGUAAAUGUUAAGAGGUACUCCUCUUACGAAUCAAUUAUUUUUUGCCUACAAUACUAAUACACACGAAGACCGCGUUUGUAAUAUAAACUCGUUAGAUAGUUUCAAAUGGCGUGAAUGCUAUCAGUGAGACAAUAAUUUUCUUUUAUGAUCGUUUCACUAGAUCGUUCAAUUACAGAUUUAGUCAAAAUCGAAACCACUUAUAUAGGUAUAGAAAAGACAAGUACGACUUUCAUAUGUUUAAAGGAGAUGGUGCCUACCAAAGAAUGAAUGAAGAAAAAAGACUGAGUGCCAACUUGUAGGUAUCAAGUAUUAAAACAAAAUAAUGGAAGCCUUAACAUUAAUUUGGUUAACAAUAAUAUAUCUUAGAACAAGAUGUGCUCAAUUUAACCUUUGCAUUUGUUGAAUAUUUCAUGUCAACACUUUUAAAGGGUCUGUCUCUUGAUAAGCUAACAUGAAAUUGGACGAUAACUUAUGCGCCUUUAAAUAAAGAAAUGUAGUAAAGUAUAAGACAAUUCAAAUCCACAAAGGCUCACAGUAUUGAUGAUAUUGGUACAGAGUUAU